Messenger RNA from Sardina pilchardus (European sardine), 1227 nucleotides. RefSeq names its product ring finger protein 34b (gene rnf34b). The coding region runs from base 19 to 1227 and encodes 402 amino acids. The record is from RefSeq and is a predicted model, not a curated record. The transcript is spliced from 7 exons. Lineage: Eukaryota; Metazoa; Chordata; Actinopteri; Clupeiformes; Clupeidae. Gene Ontology annotation, biological process: proteasome-mediated ubiquitin-dependent protein catabolic process; negative regulation of extrinsic apoptotic signaling pathway via death domain receptors; protein K48-linked ubiquitination. Gene Ontology annotation, molecular function: ubiquitin protein ligase activity. Gene Ontology annotation, cellular component: cytoplasm; plasma membrane.
UAGGCGGGCGCGUCCUCCAUGUGGGCCUCCUGCUGUGGGUUACUGAACGAGGUGAUGGGCACGGGGACCAUGCGGCCGCCCGGCGCACAGGCGGGCUUCGGGCCGGGCGCCAGACCCUUCCGCUUCGCCCCGAGCGCCGCCUACUCCACCUACUCCACCUACCCGCCGACUACGCCCUCCUCCUCCAGCUCCAGCUCCGUCCACAACAGCGCCAGCGUCAGCGCCGGACUCGCCUGCAAAGCCUGCGGACUGGCCUUCUCCGUCUUCAGGAGGAAGCAUGUGUGUUCGGACUGCCGUAAGAGCUACUGCUCGCUGUGCUCGGUGCUCCAGGAGAACCUGCGUCGCUGUGCCACGUGCCAGCUGCUGUGGGGCACGGCCUUCCAGCGCCCGCAGCUCAUGCGCCUGCGGGUCAAGGACCUGCGCCAGUACCUGACGCUGCGCAACGUCCCCACACACACCUGCCGCGAGAAGGAGGACCUCGUGGACCUGGUGCUGUGCACGCUGGGACCCCGGCCACCGCCACACACACGCAUCGGGGAGGAGGCGGUGCAGGCGGUGCAGGAGGAGCAGGAGGAGCAGGAGGAGGCGCGAGAGGAGGAGGCAGCGGAGAGGCCGGGGGUGCUCCUGACCCCCCCACAGGGAUCCGCCCCUCGGUCAGUCUCAGAACACUCAGAGCUGUCAAUCAACACCUCGCAAGACGACACACUCAGCUCAAGCGACAGCUCAGGCACCAGCAGUCAGGAUCAAGCUGAUGCUGCCUCCCUCGCCACAUUGAACCUGGAGGACAGUAGCAGUAUACAGGAGGCCAGCCCGGGUACCCAGCGGCGUGCGCGGGCCUCGCUCUCGGACCUGGCCACCGAGGACGCCAUCGAGAGCCUGACGGUGCGGCAGCUGAAGGAGAUCCUGGCGCGGAACUUCGUCAACUUCUCGGGCUGCUGCGAGAAGUGGGAGCUGGUGGAGCGGGUGCACCGGCUGUACCGCGACAACGAGCAGAACCGCAGAUCCAUGGAGAAUGUGAGCAGUGACAUCACAGCAGACGGUGUCCUGAGGCCCCAGUUGAGUGCGGUGGAUGAGAACUUGUGUCGUAUCUGUAUGGACGCGCUGAUCGACUGCGUGCUGCUCGAGUGUGGACACAUGGUCACCUGCACCAAGUGCGGCAAACGCAUGAACGAGUGCCCCAUAUGCAGGCAGUACGUGGUGCGCGCAGUGCACGUCUUCAAGUCCUAA